GGGCACACUCGGUUACUUUACCCAGGUACUCCGCUAAAGAAGCAAAGCAGGAAGAGGAGGCUUUCUAAGGUGCUUGUUCCAGAAUAUCAAGGACCUAGGAUUUUCCAGUUAUCUCAUAUCUGUGAGAUAUUGGGAGAUAUAGUCAGCGACAACGUGAGCAAGAGCUGGAGCGGGUUUGCUAGGAGACCAGAAGGCGAUGGAGGCCAGGGAGGGAAAGAAAUGCAUUCAGAGACAAAGGCAAGUCCCGAUAUUCUUUGUUUUGCUGGGCAUAGCUCUGGCUGGUUCUGAGUCUAGGCGCUAUUCAGUGGCUGAGGAAUCUGAGAGUGGCUCCUUUGUGGACAAUUUGUUAAGAGACCUGGGGCUAGAGAUAGAAGAACUAGCUGUGCGGGGGCCCCGUGUCAUUUCGAAGGGGAAAAAAAUGAGUUUACAGUUAGAUAGACAGACUGGGGAUUUAUUAUUAAAUGAGAAACUGGACCGGGAGGGGCUGUGUGGCCCCACCGAUCCCUGUGUACUGCCUUUCCAGGUGUUACUGGAAAAUCCCUUGCAGUUUUUUCAGGCCGAGCUACAGAUUAGGGACAUAAAUGAUCAUUCUCCAGUGUUCAUAGACAAAGAAAUCAUUUUAAAAAUUUCAGAAAGUAUCACGCCUGGAACCACUUUUCUAAUAGAACGUGCUCAGGACUUGGAUGUAGGAAGCAACAGUCUCCAAAAUUACACAAUCAGCCCCAAUUUCUACUUUCAUCUUAAAUUACAAGACAGUCCCCAAGGCUUGUUACCGCAGCUGGUGCUGGACAAAGCACUGGAUCGUGAAGAGCAGCCUGAGAUCAGGUUAACCCUAACAGCUCUGGAUGGUGGGACUCCACCCAGAUCCGGCACCGCCCUGGUCGUCAUUGAAGUACUGGACAUCAAUGACAACGCGCCUGAGUUCACACAGCUGCUUUAUGAGGUGCAGGUCCCCGAGAACUGCCCUGUGGGAUCCCAGGUUGCUACUGUCUCUGCUAGGGAUUUAGACAUUGGAACCUAUGGACAAAUAUCGUAUGCAUUUUCCCAAGCUUCUGAGGACAUUCGCAAAACUUUUCAAAUAAAUGCAAAUUCAGGAGAACUUCUUUUAAAACAGAAACUGGAUUACGAAUCAGUUCAGACUUACACAGUAAAUAUUCAGGCGAUAGACGGUGGGGGCCUUUCUGAAAGUUGUGUAGUGUUUAUCCAAGUGAUGGAUUUGAAUGACAAUCCUCCGGAACUAACCAUGUCCACACUUAUCAAUCAGAUACCAGAAAACUUGCAGGAAACCGUAAUUGCUGUAUUCAGUGUUUCAGAUUCUGACUCUGGAGACAACGGAAAGACAGUUUGCUCCAUCCAAGAUGAUCUUCCUUUCUUCCUGAAACCCUCUGUGGAGAAUUUUUACACUCUUGUGACAAACACAGCCCUGGAUCGAGAGACCAGAUCUGAGUACAGCAUCACCAUCACGGUCACCGACUUGGGAACACCCAGGCUCAAAACCCAGCACAACAUAACCGUGCAGGUCUCCGACGUCAACGACAACGCCCCGACCUUCACCCAAACCUCCUACACCCUGUGGGUCCCCGAGAACAACAGCCCCGCCCUGCACAUCGGCACCAUCAGCGCCACAGACAGAGACUCAGGCACCAAUGCCCAGGUCACCUACUCCCUGCUGCUGCCACCGCCCCGCGACCCGCACCCGGGCCUCGCCUCGCUCGUGUCCAUCAACGCCGACACCGGGCAGCUGUUCGCGCUGCGCGCGCUGGACUACGAGACCCUGCGCGCCUUCGAGUUCCGCGUGGGCGCCGCCGACCGAGGCUCGCCCGCGCUCAGCAGCGAGGCGCUCGUGCGCGUGCGCGUGCUGGACGCCAACGACAACGCGCCCUUCGUGCUCUACCCGCCGCACAACGCGUCCGCGCCCUGCGGCCCCUUCCCGGGCCCCCUGGGGGACGUCAGCGGCACGGGGACCCUGUCCCACAGCUACCGCUAUGAGGUGUGUCUGAUGGGAGGUUCUUCUGGGACCAGCGAUUUCAAGUUCUUGAAACCGAUUGUUCCCAAUAACCUGAUUCAAGACACCUAAUAGGUCCAUUGCAAAAUAUAAACUGGAGGAAUAACUUCCAUUUCAGUAGGAUCAUAAGGUAGCUGUCAAUGGAUGUUUUCCUUGUAUUCAAAAAUUGAUUUUACUUUUAUGUAGUUACAUACCAACUCAUAUUUUCCUGUUUUCAUCUGCUUGCUGUCUUAUAGAAUCAUAAUGCCUCUUUUUCUUUUAGUAAUAGGAGAGCAAAAUUAAAUUAUCUUUAGUUACUUCAAAUGUUUAUUUAAGAAUGCAUUUCAGGGCCAGGGAUUUAGCUUAGCGGUUCCGCCCCCUGCUUUGCAAGCGCAAGGUCCCAAGUUUGGUCCCCGGUACCAAAAAAAAAAAUGCAUUUCAAAUUCUGUAUUUCAAAGCAGAGUAAACAGUUGCUAAGCACCAAUUUUAUGGUAUCUUGUUGAAUAUACCCACAUAACGUGCUUUACGAAGCACGUUAAAGCAGUUUUGCUCAUUGUUAGUGAGGUUUGUUCAUAAAUGUUUUCUUUAAGAUAUAGUAACUCACCAUGUCGUUACAGCACAGGUCUCAAAUAAGAUAUUUAAUUCCUUCUUUGUAUUGACAUUAAAAUUAAUAUUUCACAUGGAAUAUUAUUGUAUUUGACAAAAAAAUAGACCAACAUAUAGGCAAACACAGCAAAUCACUUCUAAGAUAAUUACUCUUUAGGGCUCCUUAGUAUGAUGACUGAAGAAAAUUAAACCUAAGCCAUUUUGAACAACUGAUUGUGCUUUCCAUGUUGCAUGAAACAUUAUUUGGUAAGGUAUGUGGUGGGGUGAUUAUUUGGUUUGUAAAUUUUGGCUUGUAAAUACCUGAAUGCCUUUUUCUAAUUUUAAGAAAAUACACAGAUGCAUGAUCUCUCAAUGCUUUAUUGCAAAAGUAGUGUUCCAUACAGUAUUAAUAUAUGUGGUAACUUAUGAGGGAAGUAUUUUCUUUGCUUUCUGUCUUGGUUCCCUCCUUCAUAUUGCAAUCUAACAGGAUUUAGAAUUAUUGUGGUCCUGGUGGGAUAAUAGCUUUUCAUGGGCAUCUGCAUUCUAUCUCCUACAUUGCAAUUUAAACAGAUGUACAAGAAUGGGAAGUUCUAAAGGGAAGAGAACAAUGCUAUUGUGAAAGUCUACAUUAGCUGCAACUAAACAAAAUCUGGAAUCAACCAAAAUGCCAAAUCAUAUGGCUAUUUUGAGUGGAAUAGAAAAGUUUAUUUCCAAGUAACUAAAUCUUUAGUCCUUAUUAGAGAAGUUAGGAAGGAAUAAAUUUUCCCCUAUUAGGUGUUCUCUCAUUUAGAGAGAGAGAGCUUUCUAGGAAUUGAAUACUUAUGACUGGAAUAAAGGGAACUGGAAAAAUCAAAGAUUUUGCAAAUUCCUAAAAGGGAAAAAGAAUUUAAAAUUGACCUGCCUUAAAUCACAGUUUGAAUGUAGUUAUUAUAACAUUUAAAUGGUGCUGGGCCCUAAAUCACAUUUUGAGUGUCUUUAUGAUCACAUUGAUACUUCUAUUAAAUUUUGGUUAUUUUUAUGAUAUCAAAAUCAAUUGAAAUUUGCAACAUCCCAAGGGCUUAAAAGACUUUCAUGUGGCCAGUCAUUCACUAAUUUUAGAAACACAAUUCUGAAUAGUACGCAUUCUCUUUUUCUCUAAAAACACAUAAAUUCAGAAAUAAUUUCAUUCCUUAAUGAGUUAAAGUCAAGUUUUCAACACUGAAAAAGCAAAGGGGUAAAUGAAUUGUUUUUUGGGGUUUUUUUUGGUACCGGGGAUCUAACUCAAGUCCUUGCACUUGUGCAGCAGGCAGCGAAACCACUGAGCUAAAUCCCCGGCCCCAUGUAACUGAAUUUUAAUUUCCCAUGUAGGGUUGUUAUAAGAUCUAUACUCAAAUAUCAGUCAUAUUUCUAUUAUUCAAAUAUCAGUUAAUUAUAGUAAAAUAACUCACUAUAAUUUCUGUAAGUCUGCCUUUAUCCUUAAAUGGUUCUUCCUUGCAAAUGUGAUUUUUUUAAAUAACAGUUUUCCCAUAUAUCCCACUAUUUUGUUCAGAGAGGAUCUUUGCUUCAUAGAUUGUUAGAGAUUUUUUAAAAACCAGAAAUCUACUGGUCAUACUUCAAAGCUAUUGUUAUGUCAAAUGCAUAUUUGGUUAACCAAUACUUUGGUUGGCAUUGACUUAAAAAAUUAAACUCAAUUCCUUUCAUUCUUUUGAUAUUUAACAUUGUUGAUGAAAAGUAUGAUCUCAGUUUGUUUCUGUCUCUUUAUUGUCUUCUAGGUUAUUUUCUCUCUGUCUGUCUGACUGUCUAUCUGUCUGUCUUUUGAGAG
Heterocephalus glaber (naked mole-rat) is the source of this 4370-nucleotide messenger RNA. Lineage: Eukaryota; Metazoa; Chordata; Mammalia; Rodentia; Bathyergidae. The record is from RefSeq and is a predicted model, not a curated record.